Messenger RNA from Lindgomyces ingoldianus, 1058 nucleotides. RefSeq names its product kinase-like protein. The transcript has a single exon. Gene Ontology annotation, molecular function: protein kinase activity. Gene Ontology annotation, biological process: protein phosphorylation. The coding region runs from base 64 to 1020 and encodes 318 amino acids. Lineage: Eukaryota; Fungi; Ascomycota; Dothideomycetes; Pleosporales; Lindgomycetaceae. The record is from RefSeq and is a predicted model, not a curated record.
AUCUCAAUCAACACUCGAAAUUUACAAGUUUGAUUCUUCAGAUCUACUUCUCAAGACUUCCAGAUGGACUCGCUCCGCCACUUGGUCCCUGAAAUCCUCCUUCCGACCUUCACCUGGCCUCAUCGCCUUCUAGGCUCAGUGGAUACAACAUCGUCGAUUCCGCCUGCACCACGACUUGCUCCUCGAAUUGUCCGUCGGCUUUUUGGUUUUACCCAUUGGUAUCUACGGAGCUUCUCUCGUCACUACUGUGCCUGGGUUGGUAUCGAGCACAACAAUCAAAUUGCCCAACUUCCAUUUGGCCUUGUGCUGAAAUGGUCAGAUGGCACUCGACUUGAGGAGAUCAUGGCUAUGAUGGUUGCCCGAUCUGCAGGGUUUCCUGUGCCGAAGGUUAUUUCAUAUGGAGAGCAUCCUGACAUGCCUUAUGCACCGGUAUCGAUUUUAAUGACUCGAAUACCCGGAAGAGAGUUGGGAGAUACAUACGAGCGGCUGAAUGACAAAGAGCGCGACACGGUAUUCUCUGAGCUGCAGUGCAUACUACGCGUUAUGCGGAAUUGGGCUCAUCCAUGGGGAGGAGAACGUAUCUGCUCUGUUGCCGGGACGGCCAUUAGAAGUGUGCGUGUUCCGGACCAUUCGGUCGGGCCUUACGAGUCAGAAUCCGAGUUCAACGACCAUCUCAUCUCUACAGCUUCUGAUCACGGUUUUUCAUCUCAAGAUCUGUUCGAAGAGAAGCUUGCCUGCGCGAAAAGGAUGCAGUCCAUGCACCAUGCUGUUGUCUUCACGCAUGGUGACCUGAAGCACCACAAUAUCAUGGUCCACGAUGGCCGUAUCUCAGGACUCAUUGAUUGGGAGUCUGCAGGUUGGUAUCCGGAUUACUGGGAGUUUACAACUGCUCUAAGAUUCUGUCCCAGGGACUUUUGGUGGUAUAGUUUUGUCUGGAAGCUUGAGGGUUCAAAGUAUUCGGCGGAAAUGGAGAGUGAAAGAGCUCUAAUCCCACUUACAGUUGACUCUUGGGUAUGGUAGCUAAGAUCUAGAAGAGAUUAACUUCUAAGGUAGGCUGU